CGGGUGUUUGGGGUCUGGACCAUGAUUGGUUGCGCCCGAGUCACGCCCCUACCCCUGUCCCCCUUCUCCCGCCUCGAAGGGGGGCGUGGAGGUAACCGAGAUCGGCUAAGGGCCAGCAUGAGCCGGAGGGAGGGAAGUCUGGAAGACCCCCAGGCUGACUCCUCAACCUCACUCCUUCCCCACCUGGAAGCCAAGAUCCGUCAGACUCACAACCUUGCCCGUCUUCUCACCAAAUAUGCUGAGCAGCUGUUCCAGGAAUAUGUGCAGCACCAAGGAGACCCCUUCGGCCUGCCUGGCUUCUCGCCGCCGCGGCUGCCGGUGGCCGGCUUGAGCGCCCCGGCGCCGAGCCACGCGGGGCUGCCCGCGGCGGAGCGCCUGCGGCUGGACGCGGCGGCGCUGGAAGCGCUGCCGCCGCUGCUGGACAUCGUGCGCCGCCACCAGGCCGAGCUGAACCCGCGCGCGCCGCGCCUGCUGCGGCGCCUGGAGGAUGCGGCGCGCCAGGCCCGGGCCCUGGGGUCCGCCGUGGAGGCCGUGCUUGCCGCGUUCGGCGUCCCGGCCAGCGGGCCACGGCCCGAGCCGUCUCCAGCUGCCGCCGCCGCCGCCUCCACGGGCGUCUUCCCGGCCAAGGUGCUGGGGUUUCGCGUGUGCGGCCUCUACCGCGAGUGGGUGAGCCGCACAGAGGGCGACCUGGGCCAGCUGGUGCCGGGGGGCCCGGCCUGAACGCAGGGUGUGGGGGCACAGCUCGCGCUGCUGCCACCCCUUUCUGCCUCCGAACGUCUUCAUUUCAUGUCUGUGUCUCUGGCUGUGUCCGUUUCUCUGUCCCUUUUUGUCUUGUUCUCUUUUUCUCUUUCUGAGCCUCCUUGUCUCUGUGUGUGACUUCCUCUGUGUCUGUCACUUUAUUGCUUUGCCCCUCUUUUGCUCCUUCUUGGAUCUGCCUCAUCUUUCUUGGUCUACCCCUUUACCCGCUCAGGGGAUCUCUUGUCUCCCCCUGGCCCAUGUGAGUGUGUCUGUAUCUCAGCCUUCUCUCAAGGAGGCUACAGAUUACAAAUCACUUCCUCCUUUAUCUUUCAUUUGUCUCUCUGUCUCCCUCUGUCUGUCCUCUCCUAGCCAGGAAAGUGUCUGCUGUGGCCUUGUGCUGGGAGGGCUACUCCAGACAAAUUUUAGUCACCUUCCCCCAGGGCCACCCUGCCUGCUGCUCCCACUCUCCCCAAUCCCAUCCCUUUGGGCCCUGCCCCCUUUCCUUUUGAUGUCCUUCCCCCCCUUCACCUCCCUCUGCCCUGUCCUUGCACCCCCCUUCCCACCCAGGUCUGUAGAGAAAAGCACACCUAAAAAAAAGUUUUAUUUCUGAGAAUAAAUUAAUUUUUUGUAAAUGUUUCAAAAUAAAAAGAAAACUGUAAAGUUACCUGUAUAUACAGUUGUUGGGAAAAUGGGGAGACAGCUUUGAGAAGAAUAGGAUCCUCAGGGUGCAGCCAGGUCCCCCCAACAUACCCAAAGGACACAAUAUAAAUAGGAGAUUAAUGAGAGCACCAGGACCAGGGACACCAUCAGUCCAAAAUAGGAAGUGGAUGUGUCCUGAGCAGAAAACAAAUAUGGUAUGAAGUCCUUAGAGCUUCAAGAAUUGGACUUCUAUUGAUCAGGAAGUGAAGCCCCUUGAGACAGGAAGUUAGAGCAGUGGCCACGAGCAGAGAGGUAGACUAUGAGAGGAAAUGAGCUCCUCCAGAAGGAAGAAAGGAGGCCUGUCUGCUCAGAAAGGUCAUAUCUUCAUACAGGAAGUGAGGUAGAUGAAGAUGGGAACUCAGCCCCUAGAAGAGGAAAGACUCAGGGGGAGCUUAGGAAGGAAACCAACUGUCCUCUCCCUGUAGAGUAGGAAGCAAGGUCUCUUCAGAGAAAUACUUUUUUCCACCCAGAAAGUGUGCAACCUGUACCACUGGAUUUGUAAUCCAGGAGAUGGUACCACUGGAGAUCCACCCACUUCUGGAAGGGAGGCCAUAGGACCUGGACAGGAAGGCCCAAGCAAUAGGAGAUUGAGGCCUGGCUUAGAGAGAAUCGUCCCAAAGACGUGGCACGUAAGUCCUGUCUGCUACAAAAGAUUGCCUCUUUCUCUAGCCAGCAAGCAAGACAGACUUCAGUCCAUUGUGAAAAGGCAGAGUGUUGCAGCCUCUGACAGGAAAUCCCACCUCCUCUAUUCUGGGUAUUUGGCCUUGAGCAGAGCCAAGUCCCUCACUGCUCGGUCUGUCCAGUGGCCAUAUUCCCGGGUCACUACAUAGCCCCGACAUUUCCUCUCAAAUGCCGAGGCCCCAAACCGGACAAGCCCGAGGGUGUCCUCUUCUGGGGGAAUGGGAAGACCCAAGGCAGUCAUGAUGGCAGCCAUGUUACCCAGUAGGCCCUGGGCCCGGAGCCUUGCAGCCCUAAGCUGGGCCAGCAGGAUGGGACUGUCAGGGUUCAAGUCUGUCUGGUCGUCCCCAACAAGCUGGAGAUGCUGGGUCAAGGCCAAGAAGGCUCCCUGGGCACGGCUCAGCCGUUCUGCAUCUUCCAGGGCAUGCCAGAUCUUGAAGGAGACAGCUGCAGAAGGCAGACUGCUGAGCUGGAGCUCAGGAGCUGAGAAGCCAGGGUCACUGAAGGGGCUGCCCUGGUACUGGAGCUGUAUGAGGGACAGAGACAGGUGGGAGUGAUGGGGCCCAGGAGUGCCCCAGAGCUCUGACUUCACAUCUGCCCUCCAUGAGACUGGCAUCUUCUCAGAGGGAGUCACCAUCCGCCACCCCUCAGGGAGUUGGUGAGAUGUUGUAGUAAAGAGCCUGGGCACUGCAGUCCAAGAGAAUUAGGUUCCAGUCCUGCCUCUUCUGCAUACUAGCUGUGCAGCUUUGAAUCACGAGCUUUUUAAUAAUUCUCACUUUGCAUUAUUAUUGUAAGGAGCCUGGGUGGCACAACAGUUAAAUACUCCACUGCUAACUGAAAGGUUGGUGGUUUGAACACACCCAGUGGCUCCUAGGGAGAAAGACCUGGCAAUCUGCUCCUGUAAAGAUUAUGGCCUAGAAAACCCUAUAGGGCAGGUCCCCUUUCACAUGUGGUUGCUAAUAAUCUAAGUCUACUCGACGGCACCUAACAACAACAACACUAUUAUUAUCGUGAAGAUGAUAAGAAAUUAUAUAUAUACAUCUGUGGGUGUGUAUCAUACAAUAUAAAGCAUUUAGCAUAGCACCUGGCGUGCAAGAAGGGCAUGAUAAACCGUCAUUAGUUACUAAUACAAUAGUUCUAUUAAUAUCAAUUGACAGUAUGAUUACAUUAUUUAUGAUAAUAUUUUCCAUCCAAGUGUAUCAUUGACAAUAUAGUUACAGCACUAUUUUUUUAUUUAUAGCACCGGAUUGUUUAUGUUUGUUAAUUUUAUUAUAAUCAUUAGUGAAUAAUUGUUAACCUUAUUAAAUUUAGUUGAGGGCCUUCUCCAUCCAAGUUUUUGCCUCCACAGACUUAGACUCACAGAAUCUUAGUGUAGGGUGAUAGGCCCCUUCACUGAUCGAUUACCUAGUCACACACCUGCAUUUUACAGAUGGGAGAACUGAAGCUCAGAGAGGGGCCAUGCUUUGCCCAAGACCAUCCAGGGAAUAGUGGCAGAUAUAGGACUGGAGGAUCCCUGGUGGUGGUGUGGUUAAAGAGCUUGACUGCUAACCAAGAGAUUGGCAGUUUGAAUCCACCAACUGCUCCUUGGGAAUCCGGGGCAGUUCUAAUCUAAUCUAUAAGGUCGCUAUGAGUUGGAAUCGACUCAUCGGCAACGAGUUUUUUUGGUUAUGGGACUAGAACCUGGAUUUAAUAAUUUCACACGACCCUAGAAUAUACUACAGUGGAAGAGUCACCAACUCCAGGGUCUCCAGGGGCCAGACAGAUCGUGUAACUGGGAGAAGAAAGCAAGAUUAAGAUGGGGGGGAGGGUAGGAGCUUUGGCCAAUAGGAUCCCUGCAUCUGUUUUAGGUAGACGUUCAUAUUCAAAAGUUGAACAAGCACCGAGCGGGCCAAACUAAAAACAUCUGUAGGUCAUACCCAGCCAGCAAGCUGCCAGUUUUAACUUUGAAAGAGUGAGAGGGGUAAAUGGCAGGGUGUCCCACGGACUUGGUGUCAAAUCCUGGCUCUGCCAAUUAUUAGCUGUGAAACUGUGGGCAAAUUACUCACCCUCUCUAAGACUCAGUUUUCUCCUCCGUAAAAUGGGCCUAUAAUUCCACUUCUCUGAACUCUUUGAGGUGUCAAUAAGAUAAUGGGGCUAGCAUGGCAUGGGGCUCAAGUAAGCACACAGCAUGAGGUGGUUAUGGAAAUAAUUAUUAUGACCAUGUAAAGCCCUUCCCUCUGUGUGCUUUCCUUUAAACAUUGCAACACUCCUGAGAGGUCAGUAAAGGUAGGAUCACCAUCACAUUUUACAGUUGCAAAAGCUGAAGCCAAGAGAAGAGCAAUGACUUGCCCAAAGUCAUGCAGCCAUCAGUGACAGCAUUCGUGUAGAUAUGUUUCUAGUUAAUAGAGUCUCUGCCCUCUUGGACUCUCAGGGGAGCCUUAUCUUGGGCUUCCUGUGUUUCCUCUACCCAGGGCUAGGCCAGGAGGGCAGUGUCCCUCUCCCUUGUCGCCCGUUCAUGCCCAGCAUCACUCACGUAAGUCUGCAGCAGCGUUGAUGUGUUCUUCUGCAUGUAGAGGGCCAGACUAUAAGCUUGACUGAUGGGCUUGGCUGGGGAGAUAGGAGCCGCUGAACUGAGGGGUGGCAGCAGCAGGGUCAGCAGGCAGAGGGGAGCUGGCAGAGGAAACCAGAGGUCAGCACCAAAUUCCUGAUCCUGCCUGUGGAUCAGUUCAUUCAUUCACAUUCAAUUCAUUCACAACUCAAAUAAGUAUAGCCCUUGUUGCCUACAAUGAAUUUGUAGGCCUAAGUCAGGGUAGAAUCACCCUGUAGGUGGAAUAUUUCUAGACCAGAAUGUUCCCCUGAACUCCAGAUUGAUGUAUUCAGCUUCCUACUUGACACUUUCAGAUGGAUAUGAACAAGUAUCUCCAACUCCACAUACCCAAUACUCAGCUCUGAAUUUCCCCGCCACCAGCCCACUCCUCCCCCAAUCUUCCCCGUCUCAGAUAAGGGCAGUAGCAUUCUUUCGGCUGCUCAGGCCAAAACCACCGUCUUCUUUGGCUCCUCAUUUUGUCUUAGUCUUCACAUCCAACCUCACAAUGAAUCUUGGUGGCUCUACCCUCAACAGGCAGCCAGUCCAGACCUUUGUUUCUUGAUCAGAGUGCUCAUUACAAGGGUCUGUUCACUUUGAAAAUUCAUUGAGCUGUAUACUUAUGAUUUGUGCACUUUUCUGUAAAUUUGUUACUUCCAAAACCAAAAAGUUUUAAAAGACACAUCUAGAAUCUAACCACUUCUUCCCGUCUUUACACUGCUGCUACCUCGGUCUGAGCCACCAUCAUCUCUAGCCUGGACAUGGCAGUAGCCUCCUCCCUGGUCUCUCCACUUCCAUACUUGCCUCUGCCCCCACCUCCCCACACACCUGAAUCUAUUCAUAUCCUUCCUCUGUUCAAACCCUCUCAUGGCUCCCCCCUUCACUCAGUAAAAGCUAU
Molecule: messenger RNA, 5576 nt
Organism: Loxodonta africana (African savanna elephant)
Lineage: Eukaryota; Metazoa; Chordata; Mammalia; Proboscidea; Elephantidae
Gene: CTF1
Product: cardiotrophin 1
Exons: 3
Coding region: 22-720 (232 amino acids)
Biological process (GO): positive regulation of tyrosine phosphorylation of STAT protein; cell surface receptor signaling pathway
Cellular component (GO): extracellular region
Molecular function (GO): cytokine activity
Source: RefSeq, a predicted model, not a curated record